UUUUCUCCCUUCAGAGGUAAUAAUGUAGUCCAUAUUUUUCGUAACUCGUCACAUAAAUAAUUAAGUAAUGUCCCGUUUUCGUAUCCAUAUUAUAAGAAACACACUCACUGUAAGGUGAAUACCCGUGCACCACUUUAUUAUUGUAGAGAGAGAGAGAGAGAGCUUAUAUUCUUCAGUUCACUACUCCUCAACUAUAAUUCUAGCCACCUCUAUUAUUUCUUCAAAAAAACUGUUUUAAGAGAAAAUGGGAGUGGAAAGAACGAUGGAAUACAUAUCAGAAUUGUUGAAGAUGAGGAGGAAAAAGAAGAAGAAACCAAUGCAGACAGUAGCUCUCCGAGUUGCUCGUAUCGACUGCGAAGGCUGUGAACGUAAAAUCAAACAAAUCCUAUCUGGCGUCAAAGGGGUGAAAUCGGUGGUCGUGGAUGCUAAACAGCAAAAGGUGACGGUGAUGGGAUACAUUGAGCCGAAGAAGGUUUUGGAGGCGGCCAAGUCGACAAGGAAGAAAGUGGAGCUAUGGCCAUACGUUCCAUACACAAUGGUGGCGAAUCCAUACAUAUCUCAAGCAUAUGACAAGAAGGCACCACCGAACAUGGUUCGGAAAGUCCCGGACACAGCCUCCGUUAACGAGACCACCGUCGAUGACUCUUACACCAUAAUGUUUAGCGACGAAAAUCCUAACUCUUGCUCUAUCAUGUAGAUGGUGUGCUUUUAAUGAGUUAAUUAAUUAUAUUUAUAUAAUAAUAUAUAUUUGUACACAAUAUUAUUCAGUGUAGAAAUAUUGACCUAAAUAAAAAGCAUUGUGUGAA
Molecule: messenger RNA, 806 nt
Organism: Brassica rapa (field mustard)
Lineage: Eukaryota; Viridiplantae; Streptophyta; Magnoliopsida; Brassicales; Brassicaceae
Product: heavy metal-associated isoprenylated plant protein 24
Molecular function (GO): metal ion binding
Source: RefSeq, a predicted model, not a curated record